ACAUGCUCGAAAUCUUGAACCCUCAGCCGAAAGUUCAAGUACUCCGAGGAAGCAAACUUGGGCGAGCGGAACGCCCAACGCUGCCAUGAACAGUAGAGGUAGCGGAGAGAGUUCCUCAGUCAGUCCCUUUGUCUUUUUGUCGUGUGCCUGCUAGCCCGUCUUCCUGUCGCCAUGUCACGACUCUCUGCGCAAGUUUAAUGCUGAUGCCCACACGCUGUGGCCCAGGUAGCUCUUGUCCAUAAGCCAGACCUGACCCUAGAGGCGUCCUUGGAUAUGCUCUCGCUCGACAACGUACCACAAACAGUAUACGAAUCAAACUCUCGGCAACUGUCUGAAUGCGUCCAGAGGCUAAGAGCUGUCCCCAUCGACAAAAAUUACAUAGAUACCGCCUGCAAAGAAUACAAUCGAACCAGAGUACAAGCGGGACAACUAUGUAAAGCCCUUCUGAGACAAACAUUGCACGACCAGAAAUCAUCCGGCUCCAGCUCACUGGCCGAUCUCGACAAAGGUGCUGCUUCGAACAUUCAACCUGGCUCCUCUCGCCUUGGCUCCGUGCCGAGAGCAUCCUUUAGCUCGAUUUCGCCCAGCGAUGGCUAUCCACCGCCAAAUAUCUACGAGCAACACCUGGACAUGAUUCAAGGCUGGAUCGGCUGCCUAGAAAUCCUUUCGGCCGCGCUGCGCAUUCCAUUGCUGGAUACAUAUAAGAGUUGGGAGCCUGACGCUAGUCCUGCCAUGAUUGAGCAGCUUUUUCAGAACACAACGUUUCGAAGGAAUGUUAUCUUACGGCUACGGAAUGCGAGCAAAAGUGCCAGAUGGGACAACUUCAAGACAUUUGAGACAAGGUUUCACUGUUUUGAUCAACUAAAGGCUGAUCUCAUCGAGGUGAAAUGUCUACUGCAUGAUGGUGAGUCUGGCAUCUCGCCAGAGAGGGACAUCGAGGAGAUUUCUGUCUCACAUCGUGGCGAUGCUAUUCUGGAAUUUGCAAACAAGGAGUCAGAGGUCUUUCCGGUGCUUCGUUUCAGGGUGUCCUCUCAUAUGCUGGCUGAAGCCUCGCCCAUAUUUGCACAUAUGUUUGGAAACUCGGCCAUGCUGACUUCCUCGGAGGGAGACGAACAAAACAACCUACCUCCUCCACCUUCAACCUACACGUUUCAAGAUGGAGCUGAGGUGCAGGUGUAUAGAAUGCCACAGCUUGAGCUGAACACUGGGAAGUCCCUCGAGAUCCUUCUACAUGCGGCACACAUGCACAAUGAUAAGGUUCCCAAGGAGAUCGACUUCGACACUUUUGUCGCUAUUGCAGAAGUAUGCAUGCGUUAUAAAUGCACUGCACCUUUGGAGCUGACUGUUGAGUAUCUCUGGCUUCCACAGUGGUUACACAAAGCAAACGAGGACAUGCCUAAUGGACUACUUUUAAUAAGCUAUGCCUUUGGAAUGAGAACGCUCUUCACACGCAUGUCCAAAACGGCAAUUCUUAAUAUUGUUGACCAGGAGGAUCUUGAGUCCAGAACAUGGCCCAGACGGCUUAAAGACAAAGUUUGGGCCGUACGCAAUGCCAAAUUCGGCCAGGUUCAUCAUUGUUGUCAGAGUAUGCUCCAAGAGUAUUUAAGGUGCCCACCUGCUAUGCCUCUGACGAAGGGAAAUAUCCACGUGAACGGCCUUGCUCCGACUGUGAAGCCUCGCUGCGUGAGAGGGAGUCAUUCAUGCGAUGCGGCUUGUCUGGGGUGGCUUAUGAUGCUUUUCAGCGAGCUGCAGGUCUUGCCCCAGAUCAUGUACACUACUGUCCUUAGCCGCCGUCCACCGCCACCAAGGCGAAGUUUGGAUCAGCUUCUCGGAAGUUUACGUUUCAUGGCAAGCCCACCUCAAACCCAUACUGGCCCUUGCGACUUUGCUCCAGCGUUUAGAGCAGCCAUCAAUGACAUAUAUAACAGUCUGUCGGGGCUGACGCUAUUUGACGUGUCGGGAAAGCACGGUUGGGCCUUGAGUAGACACAAGUCAAUGACACCACAGCCUGUUUUGAAGGUAGGCGUUCCAACACCAGAUUCUAGUGUAGCAAAGAGGACAACAGACGACGUGAUUCUGAGGGUCAUGCGCCAUCUAGACGACCUCAACGAUGUGUACAAUGCCGCUCUGGUAAACAAGGCAUUUUUCCAGUCCUUUAAGAACAAUGAAUUACUUCUCCUACGAAACCUUAUUGGUAAAGCUAAGGCCCCUGAGAGAUGGGCAAUCCACGGGGCGGGCAGCAAGAAAGAAGCAAGACUAGAAAUGAACCCGCCCAGCGCGAAGGAAGAUCUAGAAACGUGUGGGGAGCCCCUAGGGCUUGCUGACAUCGAGAAAGGACUGGAGUCUAUCAAUAUAGCAUCUGAUGGAAGCAACCGCACUCCAGAACCUCGCUCUGUUUUCGAGGAGGACAGCGACUUGGAACAUUAUCAGAACGAUUUUGAGAGCGACAGCCUGGUCGAGGUGAUUGAGGCCGGCUAUGGAUCACCCGGCGAAAAGAUGACGCGGGAGGAAGCUGUUCGGAUAUUAUGGCCGGAUGACAACGAAUUUCAGUCGCGAACGCCAGAUAACGGAAUCGAUCUUCGCUAUCAAAGCAAUGAAGGUUUACCCGUUCAGGGAAGUAGACAGAUAACAGAAAAGUUUCGAGCUGGGGAUCUAUCGUUCCAAAGCAUCGAGGAGAAGACCCUCAUCACAAAAGAGGACAAGAACCUCAGCGAUGAACACUACGAACGAAUAGGCCUGAGAAGAGCCAAUGCCGACGGAGAAUCAGACACGUUGUCCGAAUGGAUAUAAAAGAUGUCGCAUUCCCGAGUGGCUGGGACAUUGUUGCACGUGUGCCAUGUCUUGACAGAUUUGACAAUAUAACGCAUUUACGACGGUGUUACAACUCACUGUUUUGGGAUGAACUGGACUUGAACCGAACGAUAUGACCCAGUAGCUUGGGUGCAGAGGAAA
This is a messenger RNA of Truncatella angustata, 2952 nucleotides long. RefSeq lists its product as uncharacterized. The record is from RefSeq and is a predicted model, not a curated record. The transcript has a single exon. The coding region runs from base 274 to 2790 and encodes 838 amino acids. Lineage: Eukaryota; Fungi; Ascomycota; Sordariomycetes; Amphisphaeriales; Sporocadaceae.